AUGGCAGAGCUGAAAUCCAUAACAGGAGAUGAACCUUACACUGGCGUAGGCAAUGCUCCAGCUCCGAUUCCUCGACCAAUGGGUUUCUGGGGACGGCCGAGGCUUGUUUUUAACGACAUAAAUCAAAGUUCAUUGUUCUUACUAGCCAUCGCUGCCAUUCGUGCUUGUUUUGUCCUCUCAAGAAUUAUCCUCAAUAGCAUAAUUCCCAAAUUGGAUUUCAUGCAAAUUAAUUGUGCUAUUGGAGCGUGGCUAGUACGGGAGCAAUUGACUUCUCAUUGUAUUUUCAUUCUGAUGUCACUUAACGGAAAUCUUCUAGAUACUCUCCAAUGGGUUAUGGAGGAGCUUACAUGGGUAACCCUUGUUAUGGUCGCUAUGGCGGUUAUGGUUGUGGAGGAAUGA
Messenger RNA from Strongylus vulgaris, 399 nucleotides. NCBI's taxonomy places the organism in Eukaryota, Metazoa, Nematoda, Chromadorea, Rhabditida, Strongylidae. The record is from the annotation of a GenBank genome assembly.